AUUCGCCCCUGCCAUUUCUCCACACCAACCAUGCAACUGCUUUACAUUCUAAAAUUCCUUCCAGCAAAAGGAAGUAGAGCGCAGAAAAGGGAACACUAUAUACACCAUUCGAAUUAAAGGGAAGAAAAUGGGCAAGCAAACCACGGCCAGCAGGUGUACCCAUUGGCACCUGCAAGUAAGAUGGCAAAAAGCAAUGAAGAAUCAAACACUUUGCAAUCCAACGAGCUCCGAAGAAAGAAAAGGAUCAAGUUGGCAAUAUAUAUAGCUGCUUUUGCUGUGUUUCAGACCAUCGUCAUCCUGGUCUUUGUUCUCAUUGUGAUGAAAGUUAAGACCCCUAAAGUCAGGUUGGGUACAAUCGAGUUAAAGAACGUGACCACUACAGCUGGAACUCAAGCAUCGUCACCUUCCUUCGACAUAAGCUUAACAACCCAAGUUGGGGUUAAGAACACAAACUUCGGUCCCUACAAAUACGACAGCUCUAAUGCCACCUUCCUGUACCAGGGCGUGACCGUUGGGGAAAUCCUCAUUCCUAAGGGUAAGGCUGGGAUGCUUUCGACCAAAAAAGUUAGUGUUACUGUUAGUGUCAAUUCAAAUGCCCUGACCAACACUACGACCCUUGGAAAUGAGUUGGGUGCCGGGACCUUGACGCUGAACAGCCAAGCCAAGCUUAGUGGGAAAGUUGAAUUGAUGUUUGUGAUGAAGAAGAAGAAGUCCGCCCAAAUGAGCUGCACCAUCUCCAUCAAGCUUAAUGCAGACAACGCCGUGGAUUUGAAUUGCCAGUGAACAUGAAGCUGUUUUAUAUAGCAGUUUCCUAGCUAUGUUUUACUUUUAUCAUUUUUUUUUUUCCUUUGCUUCUGUUUGUAUAUUGUUCUUAUUAUUUCGAUUGCGAAGGAAUACUUGUUG
Messenger RNA from Juglans microcarpa x Juglans regia, 903 nucleotides. RefSeq lists its product as uncharacterized. The record is from RefSeq and is a predicted model, not a curated record. The transcript has a single exon. Bases 181 to 783 code for a protein of 200 amino acids. Lineage: Eukaryota; Viridiplantae; Streptophyta; Magnoliopsida; Fagales; Juglandaceae.